Messenger RNA from Trichobilharzia regenti, 2237 nucleotides. NCBI's taxonomy places the organism in Eukaryota, Metazoa, Platyhelminthes, Trematoda, Strigeidida, Schistosomatidae. The record is from the annotation of a GenBank genome assembly.
GAAAUAAGAAAUAAUUAUUUUACAGGAUCUCUAGAUUUUCAAGAUUGUCUUGACUGCAAUAAAUUUUAAUUAGAGUUACAUCUGAACAUCUCUAGGAUUUAGUUGUUAUUAUCUAUCGAAACUAGAACAAUGUCAAGAAUUGAAUCUUCAUCAACUACUUCUAUGAAUCGAAGUGCACAUGGUGAUGUACAGUAUAAAAGUCGUUACUACCUACAUCAUCAUGGUCCAGAUCAUUAUCACGGUCGACCAUUAAGUUCAUUUAAACAACACAUGUCCAGCAGUACACUUGCGCAUUUGAUACCAAAUGCAAGUCAAAAACACUUACAUCGUCAACAUAAAUCAGCUCACCGAUUUGAAUUCUCUAGCGCGGGUAAUUUAGCCGUUAAUCAUUCAAGUUUGGAAAAGGAACUUGGUCGUAAAUCAGGUGGUGAUGAAACAGUUUUUGAGGUAAUAUUGAAAGGACACGUUUUUGUACGUGCUACUUGUUCACGACUUCGUGAAUGUUGUGAAUUUUGUCAACACUCAGUUCAUGGUCACUCUUAUUUGUACUGUCGAAAUUGUCCAGUUGUAAUUCAUAAUAAAGACGUUUGUCAAGAACGCCUAACUAGAGUUUGCCCUGUUCAGGAGAUUGGAAUAACAGGAUGGGGAGAAGGAAAUUAUUCGAUUAAAUUCGAGGAAAAACCAUCAAUCGAUUUAGAAGCUGUAUUUCUAUCUGGUCUCCCUGGUCUUCAGUCUAAUAAAUGUUUUGAAUGUGGACGUAUUUUAGACGCACGUAGUGGACAUGAACUUGUACCCGAUAAAACCUUAGGUGAUUUGAAUGAAUCUUCAAGUAAUAAUCCCAAAUCAACAAAAAAGCAGAAAGUCAUUUCACACUUACGACGAGUUCGUUCACAUCACCAGUUUAGUGAGACAACCAGUGUUCCUGAAGCAACAGCUAUGCGUAUUUGUCAUAUGACUGGAAAAUAUUAUUGUGAACGUUGUCAUUGGAAUGAUGUCUGGUAUAUACCGGGUUCAAUCUUCCUUUUGAAUGAUAAAUCUAAACAACCUGUAAGCCGAUCAAUCUAUAUUAAGAUGAGAGUUAUGUGGGAUUCUGUUGUAUUGAGAGUCCCAUCUUACUGGCAUCGUGAGAAUCUAGAGGCUGCUCAAGUUUAUGAAGUUCGUAGUAAACUGCAUAACUUACUACGUUACACUUUAUUAUGUCCCGAGGCGUCUUCAUUGAAGGCUACUUCAGAGCUUGUUGAACCAGCUCAUUUGUUGGGCUAUCCUGAUUAUUAUCGCAUGUGUGAUGUUCUCGAUGUAUUGAACGGGACAUUAUAUCCAAGACUAUUAAGUUAUUUGAAAGCAUGGUCUGAACAUGUAUCACACUGUUCCGUUUGUGGUGACGCUCAGAAGACUGCGGGAAGUGAUGGUGGUAUAUGGGUCGGUGAAAAACUCCCUUAACAUCUACUCAUCACGAAGAGAUGUUUCAUUUUUAGUAGUUAUAUUAAUAAUAAAAAUUUUGAUACCUACUUGUUUUUCAGUUUUGAUGUUUCAAAUUUAUUUUAAUUUUCUUUUUAGUUGCUUUGACAAAAACAUUUUCUCAACGUUUUUAAAAUACUUUUUACGCCUCUUUCACGAUUUUCAUAACUUGUUGUUGAAAACCGGACCAACUCUUAUAGUUUAACAACUAUUGUAGAGAGUGUAUAUCCCGAAACCGGAUAAUUGAUAUCAUGUAAAACGCUUACUCAGGACGAAGUCUAAAUCUGGCGCGUCACAGUAGCAGAGAAAACAAACUGAUGGGAUGUAUUUUCUAGAUAACUUCUUACUUUGAUUAACUGUUUUUUUUUUCAGAUAUUUUAUCUACGUGCUUAUUUUAAUUUUAAAUUACAAAAUAUUUUUAUGACAGAAAUAACUUCGUGAUUGGAUUUAUAUGUAUGCAAACAUCUAAAGAACUUAUAAACAAUUCCGUUCGAUGAACUACAAUAUACUCUACAGACGACAGAGAAGGCGGGUGAAUGAAAUAUAAGUGUAUGCUAACAAUUCAGGCAUCUAUAAAGAUGUAUUAUGUUACUAUGAAAGAAUCGAACUUUAUAAACUAGACAAAAUUUGAGAAAUGUAUAAAUACAUAUAUAUUUCUUUUUCAUCCUUAAAUGAAUUAGAAUAUUCCUAGCAUAUUUAUGGUGUUUUCAUUGUUCUCUACAAUUCUAAUCAUUGUAGUCGCUAUAUACUUAUCAAAAAUACAUGAUUAUGUUUGUGCA